AUGAUCUCCUUGUUCAGGGAGGUGACGUGGCUGUUCCAGUUCUCACCGCGGUCAAUUCUGCGUCAGGUGUGCUCCCUCCCUUACAGGCUGCCACCGGGGCAGCACUCCUUAUCCUCGAUGAGGUCAAAAAAUUCAAAGAGAGUAAGGAGGAAUGGGAGCGUUUCGGUAGAUAUGUUGUAGACGCAAUGGCCCGUGUGGUGGCGGCCCUCGACUCAUAUGAUGCGUCUAGUAAAGGAGCGUGGAUGGGGAACAUCACAAAACUUGACCAGGCGUUGGAGCGCAUUCAAACUGAAAUCGAGGGAUCUUGACGAGGCCUUGACAUCAUUCCAGCUGGGGACGAACCUGACAAUAGGAAACUAUCAAGACCGGUUAAAUCGUGCAAUCGAGAAUUCUUCUGUUCUGGAUAAGCUCCAAUAUCCUGCCGUCGCCCAUCACGAUUCAACCCAGGCAUGUUUGGAAGGCACCAGGACUGGCUUGAUUGAGCACAUUAUGGCCUGGUAUCGUAACACAGAGAAUAGUGAGAAGCGCGUCCUACUGAUGACAGCGGUGGCUGGCGCCGGCAAGACAUCUCUUGCUCACUCGAUCGCAGAGGAAUGCAGCAAAGAAGGGAUGUUGCUGCUCAGUUUCUUCUUCAAAGCCGGGGAGCAAUCGCGCCCGGACCAUUUGUUCAGCGGAAUAGCCCGAUCGCUCGCAACACACAACCCAGCGUAUCGUUUCUACCUCAUCUCCAUCCAGGAGGACCCGACUCUCGCUACUGCCUCUUUCCCAAUGCAAUUCGAGAAAUUAGUGGUGGAGCCUUUCCGCCUGAAGGCAUUGCCUUCCGAUGGCCCUGGGACGGUCAUUAUUGAUGCCUUGGAUGAAUGUGAGGAACAAGCUUUCAAAUACCUUGCCAAAAUACUUCGGGAACAGGUUCCCAAGUUGCCCCCAAGCAUUAAAUUCUUUGUCACCUCAAGGCAAUUUGGCCUUCUUGGUCCUUAUCUCUCGAACCAUUCCGUCAUUGAUCAUCUCAGCAUUGAUCUCUCGGAUGAUACCAACGUUCGAGACUGCGAUAUCUACAUCCGUAACCAGCUACCUGAGCUGAAGGAUGUGCAUCCCCAUUUGAAAGACGAACUUAAUGAUGAGGAUACAUUGGUCCAAGACAUAUUGGGACGAGCGGGUGGGUUGUUCAUUUGGAUCAGUACUGUGUUCCGCUAUAUGCAGAACACCCGUCGUCCUCCUAUGAGGAUGCUGCAGGAGCUUCUUGAUACUGGUGCGAACCGAUUGAAGGCUCCCGCUGAGGGUGAGAUGGAUAGGCUGUAUGCGAGAGUUUUGGAGAAGUGCGAUUGGGGGAACGAUGAUUUUGUGCAUGACUAUCCGAUUGUGAUGGGAGCGAUCCUAAUCGUGCAACAGCCAUUAUCCGUAGCGGCUUGGGAUGCGAUCCUGUCACCACACCUGAAGUCUCCUGUCCACUAUACGUUAGAAGACCUUUCUCCGCUCGUCUCGGGAGUUGGGGAUUCUCACAUACCGAUUCGUGUGUUACAUCAAUCCUUCCGCGAUUUUCUCACAGAGCGAGUCGGACCACAAUCACCAACCCUUCAUCGGUUUGCAGUGGAUGUGAGGAGGGAGAAUGCAAAAGUGGCUCUGUGCUGUAUCGAUAUCAUGAAUAAGGAUCUUUCCUCUGUGGAAGGUUUGGGGUUGAUUGAGGAGGGUUUGUCGGAAAAGGCCGAGCUGCCACCUACUGCAGAAGGGACGCUGUCGGAACAGCUGCAUUAUGCAUGUCGGUAUAUCGUGUAUCACCUCAAACAAGUCCAGAAGCCACUGGAAGUGCUCAAUGGGUCGGUUCGCGCAUUUCUUGGUCAGCAAAUAGUGCGCUGGGUGGAAGUCUGCGUGAGGACCGGAGGGUAUAUUAGUAUAUCAUCAUUCCCCAAGUGGGCCAAGUUGGGUGUAGAUCAAACUUCAAAGGGAGUCAUUCAAAUGUUGGUCAAAGUAUUUGGCAAUGUGUUCCGUAAUCUUGCAUUCUUUUUGAGAUUGCAGGAAGCAUAUGAGUUGGCAAAUGACUCUGUUGGGCUCUGUCGUUGCCUUGUGUCCGCGGACCCUGAUUCCUACACUACUGAUUUGGCUCGAUCACUUGGACAUCUCGGUGCAUCACUUGCCAACCUUGGACGGCAUUCCGAGUCACUCUCUGCGAAUGAAGAAAGUGUCGAACUCUUCCGCAAGGUAGUUACCGUCGAUCCGACUUCAUUUACCCCCGAUUUGGCUCGAGCGCUCGUGAGUCUUAAAAUAUCGCUCUCCGAUCUCGGACGGCAUUCCGAGGCGCUCCCAGUGAUCGAAGAAAGUAUCACACUCUGGCGCGAGCUGGUUGCUGCCCACCCAACCUCAUACACCCCUGAUUUGGCUGGGGCGCUCAAUAGUCUUGAAGUAUCGCUGAACUAUCUCGGACAGCAUUCCGUAGCACUCCCGGUGAUCGAAGAAAGCGUCAAACUCUGGCGUGAGCUAGUUGCCAUCCAUCCAACCUCAUACACCCCUUAUUUGGCUGGAGCACUUCAUGAUCUUAACUGGUCAUUGCUCGAGCUCGGACGAUAUUCCGAGGCGCUCCUAGUUAUUGAAGAAAGCAUCAAAUUGUGGCAGGAGCUCAUUGCUAUCCAUCCGACCUCAUACACCUCUGAUUUAGCUCGAGCGCACCGAAAUCUUGAAGCAUCACUUAUCAACCUUGGACGGCAUUCCGAGGCACUCUCAGUGAGUGAAAAAAGCGUCAAACUUUGGCGUGAGCUAGUUGCCGUCCAUCCAACCUCAUACACCCCUGAUUUGGCUCGAGCGCUCAUGAAUCUUAACAUAUCACUCUCCAACCUUGGACGGCAUUCGGAGGCGCUCCCAGUGAUCGAAGAAAGCAUCACACUCUGGCGCGAGCUAGUUACCAUCCACCCAACCUCAUAUACUCCCUUCUUGGCUCGAGCGCUCAAGAGCCUUCAGGUUGUACUCAACGAUCUUGGGCGGCAUUCCGAAGCGCUCCUGGUGAUCCAAGAAAGUGUCAAACUCUGGUGCGAGCUAGUUGCCCUCCAUCCGACCUCUUACACCCCGGAUUUGGCUCGAGCGCUUCACGAUCUUAACUGGUCAUUGCUUGAGCUCAGACAGUAUUCCGAGGCGCUCCCGGUGAUCGAAGAAUGCGUGAAACUCUGGCGCGAGCUAGUUGUCAUCCACCCGACCUCAUACAGCGCUGAUUUGGCUCGAGCGCUCCGGAAUCUCAACUCAUCACUCGUCAAUCUCGGACGGUAUUCUGAGUCACUCCCGGCAAUCGAAGAAAGUGUCAAACUCUGGCAUGAACUAGUUGCCAUCCAUCCAACCUCAUACACCCCUGAUUUGGCUCGAGCGCUAGGGGAUCUUGACAUCUCACUCACCAGCCUUGGAAAGCAUUCUGAGGCACUUUCGGUGAACGAAGAAAGUGUCAAACUCUAGCAUGGGCUGGUUACUGUCCAUCCAACCUCACAUACCUAAAUUGGCUCGGGACCUCUGGCAUCCUUUUACAUCACUCUUCAAUCCUUCAAUCAGGGACGACAUCCGGAGGCAGAUCGAAGAAAGUGUCAAGCUCUGGCGUGAGCUAGUUGUUGUCCAUCCAACCUCAUACAUGCCUUGUUUGGCUGGAGCACUCGGGGAUCUUACACUAUCACUUUCAAAUCUCGGAUGGGUGCUCCUGGUAAUUCAAGAAUGUGUAAAGCUUUGGCAUGAGCUAGUUGCCAUCCAUUCAACCUCAUACACCCUUAAUUGGCUGGAGUGCUCCGGGAUCUUGCUCAAUCACUCGCCAAUCUUGGACGGGAUUCGGAGGCGCCCCUGGAAAUUAAAGAAAGUGGUGUGAACUAGUUGCCGACCGUCCGACCUCAUACACCCCGAGCUCUGGUGUUUUAAACUA
Messenger RNA from Cantharellus anzutake, 3883 nucleotides. RefSeq lists its product as uncharacterized. Gene Ontology annotation, molecular function: protein binding. The coding region runs from base 217 to 3432 and encodes 1071 amino acids. The record is from RefSeq and is a predicted model, not a curated record. The transcript is spliced from 6 exons. Lineage: Eukaryota; Fungi; Basidiomycota; Agaricomycetes; Cantharellales; Hydnaceae.